AUGGAAAGCAUAUUGGUCUCCAUUGGCACGCAUCGCCUCUCGUUUUCCAUUAGUGGACCACCGCGCGCACCCCUUGAGCCACUGGUGGUAAUCAUUCCGGGGUCGGGCGACGUCGCCUCAUCAUACACAGCCGUGGAACCAUUGGUUGCGCACUUUGCACAAAUCUUUCUAUAUGACCGCUCGGGCCUCGGGAACAGUCAGCGCGGUCCCAACCCUCCACUUGCAGUGACAUCUGCGGUAGAGCUACACAAGCUUUUGCAGGCUACAAAACAACAGCCGCCAUUUCUUCUAGCCGCCCAUUCCUACGGCGGUAUCAUCGCACGCGAAUACUAUCACCUCUAUUCAAACGAGGUUUGUGGAAUGGUUCUUAUUGAUGCCGCCACCGAGAGACAUCUCGAGUACUUCCAAGUCCCAGAUCCAAACAUUGCUGCGGUUCUUGGGAACUUGAAGAUGAGCCUGGUGACGGGGUUACGGGCAGAUGCAAAGUUAUCGCGGGAUCAGUGGCGUCAGAGGGCUAUCGAUAUGGCUCGCGGUGAUGAAACUGCCCAGGCUGAGGCCAAUGGGGAUGCCGUUUUCGAGGUGUGUCGAGCUCUCAGGGAGAAGAAGCAAUUGGACAGACAGGCUAUGGGCGAGAAGCCCCUGAGUAUUGUUCGGUGCAACAGCGCAAGGGAUUACGAGCGGAUUUACGCCGCUGGCGUUGAAGCUGGCAAUGGCACGGAGAUACAGCGGAGGGCGUUUCGAAAGUUACUGGAUCAGUGGGAAUCGGCUACGCAGGGCCUGAGUAAAGAUCAACUGAGACUGUCUUCAAAAACUCACUUCGUUUAUUUAAAUGAUUGUGGUCAUAACGUGCAGCUUGUGAGGCCUGAUGUUGUCGCCAAGGAGAUCAAGUGGGUGUUAGACCAAAUACGAGGGAGCAGAAACGUCCAGAGGCUUUGA
Molecule: messenger RNA, 936 nt
Organism: Penicillium soppii
Lineage: Eukaryota; Fungi; Ascomycota; Eurotiomycetes; Eurotiales; Aspergillaceae
Product: alpha/beta fold hydrolase
Exons: 1
Coding region: 1-936 (311 amino acids)
Source: RefSeq, a predicted model, not a curated record